CAGAUGUAAGUGAAUUCUAUAUGAAUCAUACUCUGGAUUUUCAAACUAAAAGUUUUAAUAUAUCUUAUCAUUUAAUAUCAACACAUUUUAUCUCUAAUAAAGCAUAUACAUGUAGGAUAAGACGGAAGAGUAAUUCGAUGCCUUUUAUACAACGAAAGACCGUCCCUGUUCGCCUUAGCCAAGUUCAGCUUACCAAAGAUGUUGCUAUAGGGGAUGAACUCAAUUGUAUAGCUAACCAUACCCUCUGUGGAAUAAUACAACAGCUUAGUAGCCUGAGUCAUAAUGCCUCGAGCAUGUUUGAAGACCUGCUAACAGAAACAAUGAAUGUCAUCACUAGAUCAAACAGACUUAAAAACAAAGUCAGCGAAAUGAAAGAUAAAUGUAAAUUGCUUGUAAAGGAAGAGAUUACAGAAUCUUUGCAUGCAGUUAAUAUUGAAAAUGAAAAGGCAUUACCGCAGCAUUUUGAUCAACAAAUUCUGAGUUCAGAAAGCAGAUCUAACGCUAUAAGAACAAUAUACGAGGUUGCUAACCCUCCACCUGCUAUUACAAAGAUGAACCAGUUCAGGGAAGAUGGUUCUGAUGGAUUGAAAAAGUAUACAGAUCCAACAUUUUUCUUUAUGCAUUGGUUUUCAGAGAUGCAGAAAAGGGAACCCGAUAACCGAGAGCAUAAAAUGAAGAGAGCAGAAAGAAAAACCAGGCGACAAAACGGUUCUGCACCGAGGCAAAUUAAGAGAACACGGGAUAUGAUGAAAGAAAAAGCAAAACGUGAGGAAUUCAGCUCAAAGGGUGUUCAACCAAGUCACGGGAAGUGUAAGAAGAAUCAAAAGAAAAAUAUGGAAGGUUUUUCAAAUUCACAGUGGGAAGAACGACAUCCUGACCAAGUUCCUACAAAUGCAGGAGAAAAAGAUAUAAAAGACACAAAUGGCACAGAACACGAUAAAAUGCAAAAUGAAACACCAGAACCACUUGUCAUUAACAAUGAUAAAGAUGAAACAAUGCCACCAGUUCCUUUGCGUAAACACAUUGAACCAUGCCAUAAUACACAAUCUGUUUUACCGGCACCGCCAGAUGAAAGAUAUAGCAAAUUACCACCACCACCUCCGCCGCCAGACGACAGAUAUAGCCAAUUACCACCGCCGCCGCCAUCACCGCCACCAAUUCUAACAGAAAAUGAUCCGCAAAUUUAUCCCAGAAACAGCGUGGCUAUGCCGCCCGCUCCUCACGAUUUUUAUCAAAAUUCUGUUAUUAAAGAUCGAGACUCUAUGUUCCCUUUACCACCACCAGACGUUUCAGGAUUGGAUAAUGACGAAGCAAUGGACAGUUUUAUGGAGCCACCUCCUCCACUUGAAAUAGCUUCAAACAUGAUCAGACCAUCACAUAGGCUUAAAGCAAAGAGGAUAAGUACAUUUGUCAUGACAUCCGGAAUGGAAACGUGCGACAAUAUAGAUGGGCUGCGGUAUACCAAACUGAUAGAUUAUCCGGGAGUUUCUAAUGCACCGCUACCACCACCACCACCUCCUGUACCAGGAUUACCUCCUCAUCCUACUGAAUCCGUUACGAAUAAUACACCUACUACUGAAUCUGUACCCGCAGCAGGAGUGUUCACAGAAAAUUCUCUACUCGCAAUUAAAAAGAACCUAAAACAGGCGAAAGAAAGAAAGACACCAGCACAGUCAGUAAAAACACAGACAAACCAACUUGAUGUGAACACAAUAAUGAACCGAGCGCUAGAGGGCCACAGAAAGUUUAUCGAGGACAGUUCAAGUGACGAGGACGAUAGCGACUUUUCUGAUAGUGAUAGUGACUGGGAUUAGUACCGGAAGGUUGC
Mytilus trossulus (common blue mussel) is the source of this 1828-nucleotide messenger RNA. Its product is annotated as actin-binding protein WASF3-like. Gene Ontology annotation, molecular function: protein kinase A regulatory subunit binding; Arp2/3 complex binding. Gene Ontology annotation, cellular component: cytoskeleton. The transcript is spliced from 7 exons. The record is from RefSeq and is a predicted model, not a curated record. Lineage: Eukaryota; Metazoa; Mollusca; Bivalvia; Mytilida; Mytilidae. Gene Ontology annotation, biological process: actin cytoskeleton organization; positive regulation of Arp2/3 complex-mediated actin nucleation. The coding region runs from base 21 to 1814 and encodes 597 amino acids.